Cucurbita pepo subsp. pepo (vegetable marrow) is the source of this 1578-nucleotide messenger RNA. RefSeq names its product glucan endo-1,3-beta-glucosidase 13. The record is from RefSeq and is a predicted model, not a curated record. Gene Ontology annotation, biological process: carbohydrate metabolic process. Lineage: Eukaryota; Viridiplantae; Streptophyta; Magnoliopsida; Cucurbitales; Cucurbitaceae. Gene Ontology annotation, molecular function: hydrolase activity, hydrolyzing O-glycosyl compounds.
CAUGGCCUUCUUCUACCUCCUCCUUCUCUCUUCCAUAGCUCUCUCCGACGCCGCCGGAUGGGUUGGAGUUAACUACGGUCGAAUCGCCGAUGACCUCCCUCCGCCGGAGAAAGUGGUUAAGCUUCUGAAAGACCAAGGAAUCGACCGAAUCAAGCUCUACGACACCGACUCCGCCGUCCUCACCGCCCUAGCCAACUCCAAUAUCUCCGUCGUUGUUGCACUUCCGAACGAGCUUCUCUCCUCCGCCGCCGCCGCCGCCGCCGCCGAUUCUUCCUUCACUGACAACUGGGUCCAAUCCAGCAUCUCCCAUUUCUAUCCCAGCACCAAAAUCGACGCCAUCGCCGUCGGCAACGAGGUCUUCGUCGACCCAAACAACACCACCAAAUUCCUCAUCCCCGCCAUGAAAAACGUCUACACCUCCCUCCAAAAAUACAACCUCCAUAACUCCAUUAAAAUCUCAUCCCCCAUUGCCCUAACCGCCCUCGCUUCCUCCUUCCCAACAUCCUCCGGUUCCUUCAAACAAGACCUGAUCGAGCCAGUCAUCAAACCCAUGCUCGCCUUCCUCCGCCAAACCCAAUCCUAUCUAAUGGUUAACGCCUACCCUUUCUUCGCCUACGCCUCUAACUCCGACAAGAUCUCUCUUGACUACGCUCUGUUCCGGGACAACCCCGGAGUUCUCGACUCCGGUAAUGGGCUGAAAUACUCCAGUCUUUUCGAGGCGCAAAUCGACGCCGUUUUUGCUGCCAUGUCGGCUCUUAAAUACGACGACGUUAAGGUCGUGGUUACGGAAACUGGGUGGCCGUCCAAAGGGGAUGAGAAGGACGUGGGAGCAAGUGGGGAGAAUGCGGCGUCGUAUAACGGCAAUUUAGUGAAGAGAGUGCUGACGGGGCGUGGGACCCCUUUGAGACCUAAUGACUCACUCAACGUCUUCCUCUUCGCUUUAUUCAAUGAGAAUCGGAAACCGGGCCCCACUUCUGAGAGGAAUUACGGUUUGUUUUACCCGAACCAGCAGCGCGUUUAUGACAUUCCUCUGACACGCGCCGACGUGGAGAGUGGAUCUCCAACGAUGGUGAAUGGUGGUAGCAAAGCUCAAGUGCCGUCGUCGAAAGGGCAGACGUGGUGUGUAGCCAAUGGGAAGACAGCGGCGGAGAAGCUACAGGCAGGGUUGGAUUAUGCGUGUGGAGAGGGAGGAGCUGAUUGCCGUCCGAUUCAACCAGGUUCCACGUGUUACAAUCCGAACUCAGUGGAGGCACACGCUUCGUACGCUUUCAAUAGCUAUUACCAGAAGAUGGCUCGUGCGUCUGGCACGUGUGACUUUGGAGGUGCUGCUUACGUCGUUAGUCAACCUCCACAGUACGGAAAAUGCGAGUUUCCGACAGGGAAUUGAGUUGGGACAGCUGCGGAAAGUGGUCGAAAUCAUCAUCAUUAUCAGUAUUUUAAUUUCAUUUAGUGAGAUAAAACUGACUUUUUUUAUUUGAUGUUAUUUUUUUUUUUAAAUUUAGAAUUAUAAUAUAUUAUUUUGUAUGUAAUACUUGAAUAUUUAAUAUUAAAGUUAUUAAUGGGAAUUUACCUGAUCAA